Rubroshorea leprosula is the source of this 2874-nucleotide messenger RNA. The record is from the annotation of a GenBank genome assembly. NCBI's taxonomy places the organism in Eukaryota, Viridiplantae, Streptophyta, Magnoliopsida, Malvales, Dipterocarpaceae.
UACUAGUACUUAUCAUCCAACAAAGCAUAAACCACAAACGGCAUAUUCUACCUUUUCCAUAAACUGCUCUCUCAUCCCUCUCCUGUUUAAUCUCAACCUUCUUGUUUUAACUCUGAAGAAUUCAAAGUCUUUCCACUGAAUCUGCAUACCCAUUUCCUAAAAAUCACAACUUUAUCCCAAAUCUUGUUAUCCCAAUUGAAAUCCUAAAUCCUUUUCCUUACCCACUUUGUUUUCUUUUUUCUCUUUUAUCUUCUUUUCAAUUCAAACCAAUUUUCUCCCACCCCACUCGUUUAUUUUUUUAUUAAAAUCUUCGCUACCUAUCUCUGAUUUUCAGUAUUUUCGGUUAAAGAAACCAUCUUUUUCCACCCUCAGUCACUGACUUUUGAUGCUGGUUUUGUCAUCUCAAAUUUUAAAUCUUUGAAUUGUAAUAUUGGUUCAGAAAGCUUUGAUCUUUUGACCAAUGGUGGUGAAGAUGAUGAGGUGGCCGCCAUGGCCUCCUAUUAUGUCAAGAAAAUUUGAAGCUGUGGUUGUGAUUCACAGGCUGGAAGGAGUGAGUUUGGUGCAAUUUGAUAAAGAGAAGGAAUUGGAUGGUGGGAAGAAGAGGCUGGUGGUUGAGGUUAAGUGGAAGGGUCAGAAAAGUUUGGGUUUGGGUUCAUUUAGGCGCUCUGUGAGGAGGAAUUUUACUGAGGAAGGCGGUGUGCGUGGUGAUGGGGUUGUGGAAUGGAAUGAGGAAUUCAAAAGCAUCUGCAAUUUAUCAGGGUACAAGGAAGGUGUGUUCUUUCCAUGGGAGGUUGCAUUUACAGUAUUUAAUGGCUUAAAUCAAGGACCAAGGAGCAAGUUAGCUGUUAUUGCAACAGCACUCUUAGACCUCGUUGAAUUUGCCUCUGCAGCUCAAGAAAAAGUGCUUGAAAUCAGUCUCCCAAUGGCAGUGCCUGGUGGCAGCUUAGAGGGUGAUCUUUCACUUUGUUUGUCUCUCAGGUUAACUGCACAAGAAACUGUACAGGCUCAGCAAAGAUCAGUAGUGCCUGUUCCCUUGUCACCCAGUUAUGCUGAACCUGUCUCAAAAGAGAAAGACGAUCUUUCUGCAGUUAAAGAAGGCUUAAAAAAAGUGAGGAUUUUUAGCGAUCAUGUCUCAGCCUGGCAAGCAAAGAAGGCAUGUCAGGAAGAAGAGAGCAGUGAUGGUAGAUAUUCUGUUAAAAGUGAGGGUGCUGAGCUUAGUGAUCCUUUUGAUACAGAUUCACUUGAUGGUUAUGCAGAAGGAGAAUCAGAGGGGAGGAAGGAGGCUUCAGGCACUCAGAAUUCAUUCGGUUAUGAAAUGUUAGCCUGUGCAAACUGGACAGGAGUGUCAUUUUACUCCAAUAUGAUAGUCAGUGCUGAAGAUGAGAGUUUGAUCUACUACAGCCACCAUAAAUCAGAUGUAGGUCAUUCACAUGUUGAGAAUUUAACCAUAUCUGUUUCUGAGCAGUCUUCAGUUCUGAGUUCAAAGAGGAAGAUCUUACCUUGGAGGAAGAGGAAACUGGGCUUCAGAUCUCCCAAAGUCAAAGGGGAGCCUCUUCUCAAAAAGGAUCACGCAGAGGAGGGUGGUGAUGAUAUUGAUUUUGAUCGCAGACAGCUUAGCUCCUCUGAUGAGUCUGGCUACGGGUGGUAUAAAUUUGAUGGCUCUUCCAUGACUCGAUCUUCAGACUCAGAAUUUGGGGAUGACAAUUUUGCUGUAGGCAUCUGGGAGCAGAAAGAAGUAAUAAGCCGUGAUGGGCACAUGAAACUCCAGGCUCAGGUCUUCUCUGCUUCAAUUGAUCAAAGAAGCGAACGUGCAGCAGGGGAAAGUGCAUGUACAGCCCUUGUCGCAGUCAUUGCUCAUUGGUUGUUAUCCAACCAAGAAGAAAUGCCAAACAGGUCUGAAUUUGAUAGCCUGAUUAGAGAAGGAUCCUUAGAGUGGAGAAAUCUCUGCGAGAACAAGUCCUAUAUAGAGCAGUUCCCAGACAAACACUUUGAACUUGAAACUAUCCUCCAUGCCAAAAUACGUCCUCUUUCUGUUGCCCCUGAGAAAUCCUUUGUUGGAUUCUUCCAUCCAGAAGGACUGGAAGGAGAAAACUUUAACUUCCUCCAUGGAGCAAUGUCAUUUGACAAUAUAUGGGACGAGAUCAGUAGUUAUGGAUCCGAGUUGUCUGGCUAUGCUGAUCCAUUGGUCUACAUUGUAAGCUGGAAUGAUCAUUUUUUUGUCCUCAAAGUUGAGCAAGAUGCUUACUACAUACUUGACACCCUGGGGGAGAGACUUCACGAGGGAUGUAACCAGGCCUAUGUUCUGAAAUUUGACAAAGACACUACAAUCAUAAGAUUGCCUGAGGAAGCAAAUGCAUCAGAUGAAAAAUCUCCUGUAAAGGAAUCUUCUGCUGUAGAGAGUCCUGCUGUAAUUGAUUUGAAAGAGGAUGGAAAUGGUGAGAUUAUACGUAGAGGGAAGGAGUGUUGCAAGGAGUAUAUUAAAAGUUUCCUUGCUGCAAUUCCUAUAAGGGAAUUACAGGAUGAUGUUAAGAGGGGCCUGGUAGCAUCAACGCCCCUUCAUCACCGACUUCAGAUUGAGUUCCACUACACCCAUUUUUCUCAUCCUGUGGUUGAACGGUGGGAAAGAAUGGAAGCAGCUGGUGCUAUGUCAUUAACUGUUGAAUAAGGAGUAAAAUUGUAGAGUUUUCUUUUUCAUUAUAACUACUGUAUAGUUUUGAACCUUUUGCUGAAGAGGAUUGUUCAAAAUUUCCGGUUCCCCAAAUCUUUUUUUUUUUCUUUUCUGAUAUUUGAAUUAGUACACAGAUUGAAAGUGAAAUGCUCAGCUGAACAUUAGAGUAUUGUUUUCAUGUUUUGUAAUUAAGAUGGUGAAUAGAA